UCGACUCCUCACCCUUCCUGUAUAUUCCACACACACACACACACACACACACACACACACACACAGUACUAGUAGAAGAAUUAUUAUCAUUCAUCCCUGCAGCAGAGAAAUUUGUAUCGAAGAAAAACAAAAAAAUAAAAUAAAAUAAGAUCAAAUAGUUUUUGUUACAGUAUCAAUGGCGAGACACGACGAUCUGCCCGUGCCCAUUUUCAAGUCUCUUCAACCCGUUUAUGGAUCCGGUUCACAGCUUGAAGAAGCGGAGCUUCGAUUCAGCAAUUUGAAAUCAAAAUUCGUUGAGAUCUUUGGUCAUUCUCCUGAUAUCUACGCCCGAUCGCCAGGGAGGGUGAAUUUGAUUGGAGAACACAUAGAUUAUGAAGGUUACUCCGUGUUGCCUAUGGCAAUCAGGCAAGAUACGAUAGUGGCAAUACGUAAAGUCGAAGGGGAGAAAGUACUUAAGAUUGCGAAUGUGAAUAGUGACAAGUAUGCUCUCUGUACUUACCCUGCUGAUCCUGAUCAGGAAAUUGAUUUGAAGAAUCACAGAUGGGGUCACUAUUUUAUCUGUGGUUACAAAGGUUACUACGAGUAUGCCAAAUCAAAGGGAAUAGAUGUUGGUAAAGCAUUUGGACUCGAGGUUGUUGUUGAUGGCGUUGUCCCAACUGGAUCUGGUUUAUCUAGCUCUGCUGCAUUUGUUUGCUCUUCUACAAUUGCUAUAAUGGCAGUAUUGGGCGCAAACUUUCCUAAGAAAGAACUUGCUCAGCUGACUUGCGAAUGUGAAAGACACAUUGGCACUCAAUCUGGUGGAAUGGAUCAGGCAAUAUCUGUGAUGGCUCAAUCUGGAUUUGCAGCACUGAUUGAUUUCAACCCUAUUCGCGCUACUGAGUUGCAGCUCCCUGCUGGGGGCACAUUUGUAAUUGCACAUUCACUUGCUGAAUCUCUGAAAGCAGUUACCUCCGCUACUAAUUACAACAACAGGGUUGUUGAAUGCCGUUUAGCCUCUAUUGUGUUAGGCAUAAAACUUGGGAUGAAGGCUGAAGAAGCGAUAACCAAGGUCAAGACACUUUCUGAUGUUGAAGGGCUUUGUGUGUCUUUUGCUGGUACACGUAGUUCUUCCGAUCCAGUUCUUGCUGUCAAGGAAUUUUUGAAAGAAGAACCUUAUAGUGCAGAAGAUAUUGAGGCAAUCCUUAAUGAAAAGCUGGAGACUAUCUUUAUCAAUUCUCCUUCUUCUUUGGAUGUGCUGAAAGCUGCCAAACAUUUUAAGUUGCACCAGAGAGCUACUCACGUGUACUCAGAAGCCAAACGUGUCUUUGCCUUCAAAGACACCGUAUCUUCAAAGUUGAGUGAAGAAGAAAUGCUGAAGAAGCUUGGGGACCUCAUGAACGAUAGCCACUACAGUUGCAGCGUUUUGUACGAGUGCAGCUGUCCUGAACUGGAAGAGCUAGUGAAGGUUUGCCGUGACAAUGGUGCACUUGGGGCAAGGCUUACAGGAGCUGGAUGGGGUGGUUGUGCAGUUGCUUUGGUCAAGGAGAAUAUUGUUCCUCAGUUUAUCCUUAAUUUGAAGGAGCAAUAUUUCCAAGCAAGAAUUGAAAAAGGGGUGAUCAAGAAAGCUGAUCUUGGGCUAUAUGUUUUCGCCUCCAAGCCAUCGAGUGGUGCAGCCAUUAUCGAACUUUAGUUUACUCUCUCCCUCUCUCUCUCUUUUUCAUGUCCAUUACAUGUUGAAUCAAAAUGCUUUCGUCAUUUUUUGAUGUUGCUCGAAAACGAUGAGAUUUUUCACCAUUCCUAUUGAAAUAAUAAAGUUGCUUCUCUCAUUCC
Molecule: messenger RNA, 1809 nt
Organism: Erythranthe guttata (spotted monkey flower)
Lineage: Eukaryota; Viridiplantae; Streptophyta; Magnoliopsida; Lamiales; Phrymaceae
Gene: GALK
Product: Mevalonate/galactokinase family protein
Biological process (GO): carbohydrate phosphorylation; galactose metabolic process
Cellular component (GO): cytoplasm; cytosol
Molecular function (GO): galactokinase activity; ATP binding
Source: RefSeq, a predicted model, not a curated record